CGGAAGUUACUACUGGCUUGGUUAAGAUAUUCAACCGUGUCACUGAAAACAACCUUUAUUAAUUAUAAACCUGUCUUAAGUUUAUCAAAACGGAGGCUUUUUUGCUACAGGUAGUUCGGAAAAUAAUUACAAUUUAUUCGUCUGCUUACUAUUCAUUUUUGAGAAAAAUAUUCAUUCUAAUUCAUACACCAAAAGAACUAUUCAGCAGCAAAAACAUUUCGUCCAGUACAGAGUACCAGAGCGUGUAAUACCCUGGGCUAUAAACACACACGAAAAGAUGGACAAUCACAACUAUUUUUCAGUUCCAGACGUCACAACUUUCACACACAAUUUUCCCAUUUCCGAGGAAACUCCUCUCUCGUCAGAGCCGACAAACUCUUCGGAUGUUUUCGAGAUGUACCAAUAUCAACCCAUUCAAUGUUACAUCAUAAUCGGUAUAGUCAGUCCUAUAAUACUCAUCGCUGUUUUGGGUAAUUUGUCGGUAAUUUUAUCUUUCUGCAAAGACAGACGACUGCGAACUCCCACUAAUUUCCCCUUAAUAAGUUUGACCUCCAGUGACCUUUUGGUGGUUUCCUUCACCUUUCCAAUGUCAAUUUAUUACAAACUGUCGGGAAAAUGGACUUUCGGCAGUUCAAUGUGUAUUGUGUGGUUGUGUAGUGAUUACAUUGCGACUUCCACGUCAGUUUUGUCGUUAAUUAUUGUCACUUUUGAUAGGUACAUGACAAUCACCAAAUUUCAGAAGUAUAAACACAACAUCAAAAAUGUCAUGCGUAUGAUCUCGUUUGCAUGGCUCAUUCCGACCAUAACUUACGUGCCCAUAACUGUGGUGUGGCCAUACGUGACGGAAUCAGCCGGUGACCCGCAGUCCACUUUCGUGUGUGACGAGGGCUGGAGGUCACUGACCCCCUUCAUGCUGUGCACCACUGUCAUUUUCACCUACAUGCCAUUGUCGUUUCUCAUUUUCUUCAACGCCCAGAUAUACCUGAUGAUUAGAGCCAAUGCGGAGAAAUUGAAGUUGAGCGAAGUGAUAACGACGCCGCAGGUGGAGUUGCCGGAGAUUGUAGUGCAGGAACCGACAGUCGUGCAGCACGACAACGAGCAGAGCCGAAUCAUGAACAUGCAACUGGCAGACUACAGCGACGACUACAGCGACACAAGCACUAGCUCGAGGAGAAGCACCUCAACUUCCCAGAAGAACUGGUCACUUCUCCGACACAAGUUCGUUCCGGCCACAAAGGACAAAACAAUCGAGAGUUCCAGACGAGCUACCAAAGAAAAGGCUGCCAGAAUUUUGCAGAUGCAGCAACGACAAAUGAGCGUUGAGUCUCGAACAUUUUCUGCUAACGCUAUAGUGUCAUCGGUAGGUUCUUGCGGCACGCUUCCCGUAGAGCAGAGUUCGAACCAGCUUUACGACAGGGACGCCGGAGUUGAGCACCAACUUGAAGAUCAAGUGCCAGUUGUAAUGUCCUUUCGUCCGCAACGCCCGAAAAUUUUACACCUCGGGUCGAGUAUUGACAGCAACCAAUCAAAUCAGAGCAACCGAUCCGAAGUGAUGCGACUUCGGAUUCAAGACUGGGCCGAGGAAAAUUUGCCCUCGCCUCGUUUCGCCGACUCGCCAAUUGAGUCGAACGCUUCGGGGUGCUCCGAUGCAUCGCAGCGUGGGGUCACGUUCCAAACCCCCAAAAUGACAAAACGCGUUCAAACUCCGACCGUGAAAAUAGCCGAAAAACGAAAGAGGUUCACCAGACGCUCAAUUAAAAGACGCGCGCAAAAUCGAUUUCGGAAACGAAACGAGGCGAGCGAUACUCUAGGAACUGAUUCGGAAACGGAAAAACCCAACUCGCCGCCGACUGUUGAAAAAAAUAAACAGCGACAGACCGCGACUAAAAAGCCGACAGCAAAAGAGCCGACAGCCAAAGAAGCGAAUAAAAGCACGCAUGUGUACACGCAAUGCUCACAUGAGACGGGUCAAAGACAACUUCGAAGACACCACAGAAACAAGCGAAUCUUCAAACUUAUUGUGAUUUUGGUGUCCAUUUAUAUUUCAUGCUGGUGUCCGUAUUCGUUCAUAGCGUGUUUGAAAAGUCUCUUAAAAGUACCAGUACCUCAGUUUUUAUUCGAUUUCUCAGUGUGGAUUUUGUAUUUUAACUCAUGCUUGAACCCUAUUUUGUACGUUUGGCGAAACAGGGCUUUCAGAACUGCAUUCGUGAAUUUGUACAAAAUGAGGCCUAACAAUAGAAUGCCUCAUCGAUAAUGUAAUAAAUCAGGGGUGGAUCUGAAUGUUUUGC
This is a messenger RNA of Symsagittifera roscoffensis, 2288 nucleotides long. RefSeq names its product muscarinic acetylcholine receptor M5-like. Gene Ontology annotation, molecular function: G protein-coupled receptor activity. Gene Ontology annotation, biological process: adenylate cyclase-activating adrenergic receptor signaling pathway. Lineage: Eukaryota; Metazoa; Xenacoelomorpha; Acoela; Convolutidae. The record is from RefSeq and is a predicted model, not a curated record. Bases 278 to 2254 code for a protein of 658 amino acids. The transcript has 5 exons. Gene Ontology annotation, cellular component: plasma membrane.